UAAUAACCCAAAAAGUUUCUUAGAAAAUAGUACUGGUGAGUGCAAGGGAUGAUGGGGAUUGGGCAAAUAUGGUCACAACUAGGCUCAAUUACGGCUAGCAUCAUGUUUGUCUAUGCCAUGUUUGAGAAAUUCUUCCCACCUCAUCUUCGAAUCUAUGUAUCAAAAUACACUCAGAAAUUCACAGGCCUUAUGUACCCUUACAUCCAAAUCAAAUUCCCUGAGUUCUCUGGUGAACGCCUCAAGAGAAGUGAAGCAUAUUCUGCCAUCCAAACAUACCUCAGUGCAAACUCUUCUCAAAGUGCCAAAAGGCUUAAAGCUGAAGUGGUCAAGGAUAGCCAGACUCCACUUGUGCUUAGCAUGGAUGACAAUGAAGAGAUCAAUGAUGAGUUUCAAGGGGUCAAAGUUUGGUGGAAUGCAAACUCCUUCACACUUUCAACACAGUCAUUUUCAUUGUACCCUACUUCAGAUGUUAAGAGGUACUUAACCCUCACCUUCCACAAACGUUACCGUGACAUCAUUACAGGGUCUUAUAUCCAACAUGUGUUGGAAGAAGGGAAAAAUAUUGCAUUGAAGAACAGGCAACUGAAGCUUUACACCAACAAUCCAAGCAAACAUUGGCAUGGAUACAAGAGUACAAAGUGGAGCCACAUAACAUUUGAGCACCCUGCAAGGUUUGAAACACUAGCUAUGGAUCCAAAGAAGAAGGAAGAGAUUAUAAAUGAUCUUGUUAAGUUCAAAAAUGGAAAAGAGUACUAUGCUAAGAUUGGGAAGGCUUGGAAACGUGGUUAUCUGUUGUAUGGUCCACCAGGGACAGGUAAGUCUACUAUGAUAGCUGCCAUGGCUAAUUUCAUGAACUAUGAUGUGUAUGAUCUUGAAUUAACAGCAGUGAAGGAAAACACUGAUCUAAGAAAGCUGUUGAUUGAAACAUCAAGUAAAUCAAUUAUAGUGAUUGAAGACAUUGAUUGCUCUCUUGAUCUUACUGGCCAAAGGAAGAAGAAAAAGGAAAAAGAUGAGGAUGAUGGUGAGGCACCAAAAAAUCCUAUUAAGAAAGAUGAAGAAGAAGAGAAUAAGGGAAGUAAGGUAACUCUAUCUGGGUUAUUGAAUUUUAUUGAUGGGAUUUGGUCAGCUUGUGGAGGAGAGAGGAUCAUAAUUUUCACAACCAACUUUGUGGAGAAACUUGAUCCUGCUCUCAUUAGGAGAGGAAGGAUGGACAAGCACAUUGAAUUGUCCUAUUGUUGCUAUGAAGCUUUCAAGGUGCUUGCCAAUAACUACUUGGAUGUUGAAUCACACAGUUUGUUUCCAACUAUUGAGAAGUUGUUGGGUGAGACCAACAUGACACCUGCUGAUGUUGCUGAGAAUCUGAUGCCUAAGUCAAUUAUUGAAGAUUCAGAGACUUGCUUGAAGAAUCUGAUUGAUUCUCUUGAAAAGGCCAAAGAGGAAGCCAAGAAAAAGGCAGAGGAGGAAGCAAAGAAAAAGGCUGAGGAUGAAGAAGCACAGUUGAAAGCUGAGAAAGCAAAAGAACAGAUGGGUCAAGAGGAAGUGGUGAAAGCUAAUGGAAAAUCUAAGGAAGAGGUGAAAGAGAAUGGAAAAUCCAAGGAAGAAGUGAAAGAGAAUGGUACCAUCCAAUAAUUUUAAUUAGGAAUAUUAAUUUCGAUGAUUAUAUCCAUGCUUUACAUCUCUUUUAUAAAAUCAUAGUUGAAUUAUGCUGCUGUAAUGUUGUUUUAAUUGCUUUUCCUUUGUUAUCAAAGUAAUAAAUGGAAUUCACGUUUCA
Gastrolobium bilobum is the source of this 1771-nucleotide messenger RNA. RefSeq names its product AAA-ATPase ASD, mitochondrial-like. NCBI's taxonomy places the organism in Eukaryota, Viridiplantae, Streptophyta, Magnoliopsida, Fabales, Fabaceae. Gene Ontology annotation, molecular function: ATP hydrolysis activity; ATP binding. The record is from RefSeq and is a predicted model, not a curated record. The coding region runs from base 49 to 1629 and encodes 526 amino acids. The transcript has a single exon.